UGCAGCGAUUUUUCUUUCAGAAAUGUAAAAUAUGUUUACAGCGAUGAGGAGGUGGCUGGAGAUCUGAAAUGCUAAGACAAGUUUUGAAAUCCAUAUUUGCAUUUAUUUUGAAUUUGUUAACAAUGGCUUGUUGUUGCUGCUCCUCCUCUCCCAAGAUUAUCAGUAAAUGCGGGGAAAUUAAAGGAUCCAGACUGAAAACAAAUUCUGGAAAGAAUAUUUUCUGCUUCCGAGGAAUUCCGUACGCACUUCCCCCAGUCGGUCAACUCAGGUUUCGAAGAUCCCGACCCUACGGAGCCUGGACAGGAAUUUGGGACGGAACCAAGGAAUCAAAAAAAUCUCUUCAACCUAAUGUUUUAGCCCCUGAUAAACAUUACCUUAGUGAAGGAGAUGAGGAUUGUUUAUAUCUGAAUGUGUACACUAAAACCUUAGAUGACACUGCCAAACUUCCUGUUGUUGUUUUUAUUCAUGGCGGAGCAUUUGCUGUUGGUUCUUGUGAAUCUUUACUCUACGGACCCCAGAUACUACUGGAGAAAGAUAUUGUCCUGGUUGGGUUUAAUUAUCGUCUUGGAACACUGGGCAGCUUGACUCUAGAAACUGAUGAAUGUCCUGGAAACCUGGGUCUUCAUGAUCAGUUUCUUGCGCUUCAAUGGAUUAAUGAAAAUAUUACAGAGUUUGGUGGAGAUAUCUCUAAUAUAAGUUUGAUGGGUGAAAGUGCUGGAUCAAUGUCUGCUCUGCUUCACCUUGUAUCUCCUGUAUCUCAGGGGCUUUUUCACAGAGUUAUCGCGCUCUCUGGGACACCAACGACGACAUUUCUUCACAAGGAUAGAAGACCCCGACUGUAUGCCCUGGCAGUUGCAGAGAAACUAGGAUGUGAAGAUUUGGAAGAUUUUGACAAGGUUUUACUGUUUCUCCAAAGUGUUCCUGCAAAGUCUAUCCUAAAGUUAAGCACACUGUUCCAAGACUGGGAUGCAAGCCAUCCUAUGCCCUGGGUUCCUUGCUUAGAUACACACGCUGCUGAACCUAUGGUUCCCAGAGGAUACGUUGAAGCUUACAUAAUUAUAAUAUUAAUAUAA
Eurytemora carolleeae is the source of this 1073-nucleotide messenger RNA. Its product is annotated as esterase SG1-like. Lineage: Eukaryota; Metazoa; Arthropoda; Copepoda; Calanoida; Temoridae. The record is from RefSeq and is a predicted model, not a curated record. The transcript has 14 exons. The coding region runs from base 69 to 1073 and encodes 334 amino acids.